Aegilops tauschii subsp. strangulata is the source of this 420-nucleotide messenger RNA. NCBI's taxonomy places the organism in Eukaryota, Viridiplantae, Streptophyta, Magnoliopsida, Poales, Poaceae. The record is from RefSeq and is a predicted model, not a curated record.
AUGCCAUCGUCACCGCCGCCGGCGGCGGCGGCACCACGAAGCCGUCGAUCCAAGAAAAAGACACGGACGUACCACGUGUCGGUGUUCUGGUUCAUGCCCGUCCCGCUGCUGGAGAGGGACUGGGCCGAGCUGCACCCGAACCUGAUCUCCUGCAUCCUCCACAAGCUCGACCAGGCCGAGCUCCUGCUCGGCGGCGUGGCCGGCGUGUGCCGUUCCUGGCGGCGGGCCGCCCGGGAAGAGCCGGAGUUGUGGCGCUGCAUCGAUCUCCGCGCCGGCCUGUGGUUCGUCCCGCCGUUCCACCCCAAGUUCAGCCUCGAGGCCAUGGUGCGGGCCGCCCUGCGGCUUAGCCAGGGCCAGUGCGAGGCCUUCCUGACCAACCUCGCCGACGACGAUAUCCUCCUCUUGCUCGCCAAGCAGUAA